UUCUAAUCGUUCCGUUGUACAGCAGCAACCUGAUUGUUUGCAUCAGCAUAAGCGAACACAAACUUUCGUGACUAACAGUGUCAACAGUCGUACAGAAUAAAGUCAUAUUUUGAGAGAAGUGAAAUAAAACAGUAUAGUGAAAAUGGCCAUCGCAUUUUACAUACCAGCAAUCGAUGAUGAAAUCGAAAAGCAACACCAGCAGCAAAUGUUGCUCCAGCAACAGCUAGCUCAACAUCAGCAAUAUUCUCCACCGCCAACACCAACCACUCCAACGAGCCCGAGCUCCAUUCCGCCAACUCCGCCAAUGAGCCCUACUAUGACUCAAGUCAGCAUCCAUCAUAAUCGCUAUCAUCUCGUACAGGCGUUUCACGAGAUUUUGUUCCGGCAUGCCCAAGAAAAUAACCCAACUCGAACUCGUUGUCUAUUGUGCAACAAAUUGUACUAUCUUCUGCGAAAAGUAUAUUGACUUGUGUCAAUCAACCGAUCCGAAUCGAGAGACUUCACAAUCCAAGCUACAGCAAAACAGAAACAAAAACAAUCAAUAAUUGGUUAUAAUUCGUACUACUAUCAGUGCUCCGCCGAAAUAAAGUGAUUUUUAUUUCAUCCGGAUGCGAUGAGCAGACACGCCCAUCAAGGAUGUCGGACGUCGGAAGUCUUCAUCAGACCGGGACUUCGGGAGGUUUGUUCGCGUUUGGCAAUGGAACGCGGAAAGGUGGCCACUUUUAGGAAUCGAUGAUUCUGAACAUGGAAUCAUUCGAGUGGUCCGGAAAAAACAGUGGCCAGAUAAAAAUAGAACAAGGGCGUACAACAUCUGCUACCGGCGGGCGGCGCUCGCUGGAGAAAUCCUGGCGCAGAUGUGCAUAUAGUGUGUGUAUUGUAUAGGAUAGCAAAUGUGAUAGAUCAAGUGCAUCGAUGUAAAUGUGCU
Sabethes cyaneus is the source of this 925-nucleotide messenger RNA. RefSeq lists its product as uncharacterized. The coding region runs from base 143 to 466 and encodes 107 amino acids. NCBI's taxonomy places the organism in Eukaryota, Metazoa, Arthropoda, Insecta, Diptera, Culicidae. The record is from RefSeq and is a predicted model, not a curated record. The transcript is spliced from 3 exons.